Messenger RNA from Copidosoma floridanum, 1239 nucleotides. Its product is annotated as ubiquitin carboxyl-terminal hydrolase 47-like. NCBI's taxonomy places the organism in Eukaryota, Metazoa, Arthropoda, Insecta, Hymenoptera, Encyrtidae. The record is from RefSeq and is a predicted model, not a curated record.
AUGAAGACAUAUGAUGGUUAUACAAUACAAGGAAAGCUCGUGGGCUUAAGAAAUAUUGGAAAUAGUUGCUACAUUAACGUAAUAGUUCAAAGUUUAUUCUGGACACCAGAAUUUAGAAAUCAAAUAUUCUGCCACAAAAAUGAAGACGGCAAUAAUAUUAUUUUAGAAUUACAGAAACUGUUCACUCUCUUGCAGAUAAAUGACGAUACAGCAUUACCUACAUCAUUUAUAAAAACAUGUGGGUGGGAAAGUCCUCUUCAAGAAGAUGCCCAAGAAUUAUAUCUCGUAGUAUUGAGGAAGCUGUAUGAUUAUUUUGCUGAAAAAAGUUUGAAAAAUACUAUUGAAGAUCUAUACGAAGGUCACAUACAAUACUCUACGACUUGUUUAACAUGCAGAAAAAAAUGUAUUCACCACGAAAAUUUUUUGGACAUCUCAUUACCUGUAAUAGAUGCAAGUGGGAAUUCUUUUGCCAGUUUGAAAGCAGCUCUUACGGACUUUAUGAAGCCCGAAGUUAUGCAGCAUUAUUGUAAGGAAUGCGAUGAAACUGUUUAUGCUCUGAAAGAACAACUGUUGACACAAGAGCCUUAUGUACUGAUUAUCCACUUGAAAAGAUUUAAUUAUGACCAAGAGAAAAAACAAAAUAUUAAAUUAGAAAACAGGCUUUUAUUUCCUGCAUUUCUAAGUUUGCAUGGGAUCCAGAGAAAUUUAGGCAAGAGUCAACCCUGUGUUGAUAACAUAGAAACAGACAGUUACGAAUUGUUUUCUAUCAUUAUUCAUGAUGGCAAUGCUUCCGAAGGUUAUUAUUACGCAUUCAUAAAAGAUCUGGAGACAAAAGUAUGGAUAUGCUUCAAUGACGAGUCAGUUACGCUGUUACCUACAGAAGAAAUCAAUUAUUAUGAAAAAGUAUUAUUAUGGAUGGAAAAUAGCAGUUUCGUUAUUGAAAACAGUAAUAACUCACAGCAACUAAUGAAACUUCCAAAUGAAGUUUACUACAGUGAAACUUUAUUAAAGAAGAAAAGUAAAUUAUCAAAAUUAUUAUUAUUAUCUGAGGAUAUGAUAAACAUUGACAUUAACAAUGGCGAAGGUAGUACACCAUCAUCAUUCAUGUCCCCUCACAAAUCCGAUUCCGAAUCAGAAGCAGUGCUGAAGAAUGAUAACGAGGAAUAUGCAUACACUGCAUUGGUAAAUGAUAAUAACUGCAGUUUGUCUUCUGUAGUUGAAAACCCCGAAGUUUGGUAA